GUUUGUUGGCAAAUAGUGUGACGUGAUCAUAUUAGAGGAAGUAGGAGGGUAGUCGCAUACCAUCAACAACCCAGACACUGCAACCCUUGCACUACAUAUGGGGGAGUAUGCCACAACUUCAAUUCAGUUGUUACUUCCGCUUAAUGUCAGGCCCAAUCUCCAAUCCCAAUCUCGCAAUCCACACCGGGGUCAAUAAUUGUUUCGCUACUCUCAGUAAUGCACACCACCUGUUCGACGUAUUGACAUGCAUUUCAAGCACCUCUCCCGUGGCCUAAACCUCAUCAAAACCCUCACCCAUCACCAGACUCGCCCCUACGCUCGCCACCCAUUUCCCAACAAGCUCUCCCACUACCUCUACCGCGCCAAACUCAUCGAUUCCAUUCGUCUCAAGCUCCGCAGCAGUGCCCCAAACUCUCUUGCUCAUUUAGCAAAUGACAGACUCCUGGAUUCUUUUGUGGUCACUCAGGCCCUCCGCUCUGCUCCCUCCGCUGACUCUGCACUCUUGCUUAAUGAAACGCUUGAGUCCAACCCCGACUUCAUGCAUACCCAGAACACGGUUCAUGCGUUGGCUACGGUUCUGGCCAAGUCCGGAAGAGCCGGGGAGCUCAAGUACCUCAUUGAGGCUGUCAAUGCCGGGAGGUUUCGGAACGUUAGGCUGAGUUUUAUGAACCUUAUGCAGUGGCAAGCUGCUGUUGGGGACGUGGAGGCGGUUCUUCAAGUGUGGGAGGAGUAUAGAGGGUCGGAGAAGCGUGUGUGCGCUGAGUCUUAUAACAUUGUCAUGAGGGUUUAUGUGCAAAUGGGGAAGGACUGUGAGGCGGUGCGGGUUUUUUCUAGGAUGAUUGAAGAAGGGGCGCUUCCGAAUUGUAGGACUUAUACGGUGAUGAUUGAGCAUAUGGUGAAUUGUGGGAAGUGGAGGUCUGCAAUGGAGGUUUUUAAGGUGUUGCCUUUUAUGAGGGUGAAGCGCACUUUGAGCCAGUAUUUGCUUUUGGUGGAGGCGUGCGUUGUUGCGAAAAAGUUUGAGGAAGUUAAGGCUUUACUUGAGGAAAUGCGGGUUGAUGGACUGUUGCCUGGCCGAGCCAUGCGUUUAUCGUUGGAACAAAUUCAAGAGGCGGGGUUUAUUGAGGAGACUGAAGAGUUUCUGAGGGAAAUGCUGCCUAAUGAGGGAAUCAAGAGUAUAGGGUAUUGUGAUGAUAGUUGUGAUGAUGAGGAGGAUAGAGAUGACGAGGAUGCUGCUGCUGAUGAUGAUGAUCAUGCUGGCGAAGGUAAAGAGCCUAGUGGGGUUCAGUUAAAACCAUGGUUAGACCCGAGAUCACUGGCAAAUGCGUUGCAAAGUUGGAGCCCUGAUGAGGUAUCAGCAUUAGAGGAGGCAAAAUUCGUGUGGACUACUCGGUUAGUAUGCAAGAUUCUUAGGAGUUUUAAAUCAGCAGAAACGGCUUGGAAAUUCUUUUGUUGGGUUGCUUGUCAGCCAGGUUUUACCCAUGAUAUUUACACAGUUCAAAGGAUGAUGACCCUUUUAGCACGCCAUGGACAUGCUGAAUUGGUUGAUAAACUUUUAUCCAAAUUAAGGAUGGAGCAAAUGAGAUUGCCCUUUUCAACAAUCAGGCUGAUCAUUGACUUUUAUGGUAUCUCGAAGAAUGCUGACGCUGCUCUGAAGGUCUUUCACAAUGAUAGAAACCUGUGUGGCCCUAUAUCAAAUUUCAAUCUGAUGCUUCUGUAUUCAUCUCUAUUACGGACAUUGACCAAAUGCGGGAGGGAUUCUGAUGCAUUGGAUGUACUUGAAGAGAUGAGCUUGAGUGGGAUUUGCCCUGAUAUCCAGACAUUUUCUGGGUUGAUGCAUCAUUUUGCACUAAAUGGGGACAUCAAAACUGUGCAAAAACUAUUUGCAAUGGUUAGGCAGAGUGGAGUCCAGCCAGAUGCUUAUAUGUUUAAAGUACUGAUUCAAGCAUAUUGUAAGUGUGAGAGAGCUGCUCUUGCAUGGAGAGCUUUUGAAGACUUGAGGAAUUUGAAUUUGCUGCCGGACGCUGCCACAAAAGAGUUGCUUGUAAAGAGUCUUUGGAAGGAAGGAAAGCGGAGAGAGGCUGCCGCUGUAGAAGAGAGUUGCGAGGAAACAAGUGAUGUUCUUCCACUCACAUUGCGUGGUCACAUAUGGACGGUUAGCUCUGCUGAUCUCUCAAAAGUUUUUUCUAUUUACUCCAGUAGCUUUACAUCAGCUGGUAAAUAGUAUUUUAGAUUAUUGAAAAGAGCAAUGAUACACUUUGUAGCCAAAUAUUCAAGACAUACGUCUUGAAGUUAGAGCAGUACUUUUUGAAGAUGUUUGUGCUUGUAUUUUUCUGUAAUAUGUACUGGCAUUUUCCCCCUUCAUGGUGGAUUAAAAUGAAAUCAAGUCUAAUGUCUUUUUCUGGAAAUUAA
Molecule: messenger RNA, 2409 nt
Organism: Rosa chinensis
Lineage: Eukaryota; Viridiplantae; Streptophyta; Magnoliopsida; Rosales; Rosaceae
Product: pentatricopeptide repeat-containing protein At5g66631
Exons: 1
Coding region: 245-2221 (658 amino acids)
Molecular function (GO): protein binding
Source: RefSeq, a predicted model, not a curated record